Molecule: messenger RNA, 828 nt
Organism: Eimeria mitis
Lineage: Eukaryota; Apicomplexa; Conoidasida; Eucoccidiorida; Eimeriidae
Product: RRM domain-containing protein, putative
Exons: 5
Coding region: 1-828 (275 amino acids)
Biological process (GO): protein ubiquitination
Cellular component (GO): CCR4-NOT complex
Molecular function (GO): RNA binding; ubiquitin-protein transferase activity
Source: RefSeq, a predicted model, not a curated record
AUGGUGUUCUCUGCUGGCUGCUGUGUGCUGCUGCUCAGGCUCACGAAGCAAGUAGGACGCAAGUCAAGAGAUAAGGUCUGCGGGGCAUCGGAUCCAACGAGGAGUGGGAGCAGCGGUGGCGGCAGCAGUAGCAGCAGCAGCAGCAGCAGCAGCAGCAGCAGCAGUCGCUCUGCCGGUGCCUCUGGAUCAUCCCGCGGAGGUGCUGCAAGCAGCAGCUCGGCUGCUUCUUAUGGCAGCAGCAGCAGAAACGCAGCAGCAGCGCAGCAGCAAGCAUCAGGGGCUCACCGUCGCGGCUCGCGAGAAGCAGCAGCUCCGUCAUCCGCCCAGGCAGCAGCUCUGAAGGACGUCCGCGUCAUUCAGCGCUGCUUAGUAUAUGUUAUUGGUAUUCCCCCAUCUAUAGCAAAGAAAGAGAUUUUGCGCCGUCAUGAGUUUUUUGGACAGUAUGGAAAAGUCCUCCAGAUCGUCGUAAAUAAAAACCAAGGGCACUGGGGGGGGCCUUCGUUUGCAGUAUACGUCACAUAUUCUUCCAGCAAGGAAGCUAUAGCCGCGAUCCAAGGGGUGGACGGCGCAGUGUAUGAGGGGCGAACUCUGAAGGCUUCGUUUGGCACUACAAACUUCACCAAGGAGGCGAUGAUAAGCGCGAAGCAUCAGUUCCUGGAUCUGACGAUCCCCAGCAGCACGGAGCGCAAACAGACCGGCAGUCUCUUCGGCAAGGUGCAGGACGCAGCAGCCCGCUGCAGCAGCAGCAGUAGCAGCAGUGGCUCCAGCGGCAGCGGCGGGCAGAAAGAAGACAAGGAGGAACGGAGCAGCCAAGGAGGGGGCCAGUGA